GCGUGACCGAAGGUAGGAUACAGCGAUAACUACAGUCAUUUUCGUCAGAUUAGUGGCAGGAAUAUCGAAUAAACAGCACGCUUUUGAGGAAUUCCGGAGAUAAUUUAGAUAAUAUGGUUAAUAUGUGUACCGGAAAAAUAAAAAUAUUUUUGUUAUUGUUUAUUAAUUUGGUGUUCGGAUUUGACAAUAAUGCAUUGACAAGAACAUAUGCAAUGGCUGUAAGCGAUGAUGUGAAUGACUUAUUAGUUGAAUUAACGACUUUUGCGCCAUUGUUUGAAGAAGUCACUGAAAAUACACCUAUGACGCUGAAUAAACACAGACGAAAUCUUAGAGACUUGGAGUCAUUAUUUAGUGAAAAUAACGAAACGUAUAAAGGGAUUCAUUCUCGAAUAUUUAGACAAAGUAUCAAGCAACACGAAAAUAAAGUUUUGUCGUAUGACUCUAACGAUUCAAAUUUGUAUUUAAACCAAUAUGCUACGAAAUUUCACAGUUCAAUUACUUCAUCGACGAGUUCACCUUUAUUCAAAUUAUUAUCAAAUUCGAUGUCAAAAGAAGGAAAGUGGCCUAAAUAUACGUUAGAGAAGUCUUUGAAGAAACGAAACGCUGCUGAUAAGGACGACGAUUUGACAAACGGUAUGUCAAAAAAAAAUCAGAGGAAAGCAAAUACCUUAAGGCGUUUAUUGUUGAACAAUGUUUCAAACAAAAAUUAUGAGGAUAUUCAAGAUAAUUACAUUGAAGAUGAUGACGACGAUUAUUUCAAAAAUCUAAAUAAAAAGAAGAUGAACUGGGACGAUUAUCAAAACGACGACGGUGCAAGUGUAAUGGAGUUAGUUGCUUUAGAUGUAAGACACAAGAAACAUAUGCGAGAAGACUCUCAAAAUGACUAUUUGUAUUGGUAAUUGCAUCUAGUGUAUGUACGUAUUUCAGUUGACGUGACUUAAAUUUAAUUAUUAAAAUUGUAGUAUAUACUCUCAUAUUUUGUUGUCAACAACAGAAAUUGACUGCAAUAAAGCUAACUAUAAUCUUA
Molecule: messenger RNA, 1027 nt
Organism: Nomia melanderi (Alkali bee)
Lineage: Eukaryota; Metazoa; Arthropoda; Insecta; Hymenoptera; Halictidae
Source: RefSeq, a predicted model, not a curated record